Molecule: messenger RNA, 8018 nt
Organism: Dermacentor silvarum
Lineage: Eukaryota; Metazoa; Arthropoda; Arachnida; Ixodida; Ixodidae
Product: inositol polyphosphate-4-phosphatase type I A-like
Exons: 26
Coding region: 468-3887 (1139 amino acids)
Cellular component (GO): cytoplasm
Molecular function (GO): phosphatidylinositol-3,4-bisphosphate 4-phosphatase activity
Source: RefSeq, a predicted model, not a curated record
GUAUUUUCCAAACAUCGAACUUGCGAUUUUGCACUAAUUUGUGUAUUGGUAAUACAAACAUUACACAUUGACUGCUGUUGCAGCAACUAUGCAUCCUGCCCUUGAGGCAGGAUGCAAUUAUGUCUUUGAUUUUACUGCACACUUUAAUAUUUGAACAUGUGGUUUUAUUAAUGCUGUCACCGCAAUGAUUUGUGGCUUUAGGUUCUUUGUGGAUUGGCUGGUUUAAGGGCACUGCCGCAUGACGCAAUCCAGUUCUGACCACGAGGUAAAAAUCUCCCAUGCUGACACGUUUGCGAGUGGUGCUAGCAAAAGUUGUUGCAAAUUGUGAGGAAUAAAAUAGUCAAAUGGAAGCUUCGUACUGGGCAUCGUGCAGGAACUGCAGCAAUGUUUGCAAACUUAUUGUCCGUCACCAAUACGGCUAUAGUUUUCAGGUUGCUUUGAGCCGGACCCGAUGAAUUUCGCUGCCAAUGCGAUUCAAUGCCAAGGAAAUCGCCGCCGUCGCAUCACAGCCGUCGUACAAAUUCGAAAAGGAGGGCGUGCUCUUCAUCAAGGAGCGACAGGAAGGACUUUUCAGGCGAAAUGAUGUAUUCACGGAACGGUGGUGCCGGUUAAGAGGCAACCUUUUUUUCUACUACAAGACGAAAGAUCCGUGUUCCGAACCAGUUGGAGUGAUUGUUCUCGAGCGACAUUCUGUGAAGGAUGGCCCCAUUUCCGGAGGCCUCUAUUGUUUCACCGUUGCCUUUGAAGGGGACGAGCUGGCCACACACAUGGCAGCCCAAGGCUCGUCGGAGCGCGAGGCAUGGACGAGCGUCCUACGGGACUCUAGCUACGAGCAUGUGCGCGAGGAAGUGCAAAUUCUCCGCGCUCGUCUCCUGUCACGUCAGCGAGAAUCCGAUCCUGGCCUGUACAGCGGGCCAUCUGGGAAGCGCUCGCAGGAUGGGGACGCAUCUUCUAACAAGAAAGACCCACUCCAAAACGAGCCAUUUCUUGAACUCGGGCUUGCAUGCGACAACUUGCGCUGCGACGCUGACGGCCAGGCCCCCAACCCACUUGUUGUCGUUCUUACUGGAAGGCCUCGACAUGGACUGUGGAGCAAGUUUGCUCAGACAGAAGUUGUUGAAAGGAGCAGCAACCCAUGUUUCCUGACCACUGUGGGAUUCCUAAAAAAGCAAGCAUGUGCGACCACCGAAGUCAAGCUGUGUGUUUACGAUGUCAGGGAGCGAGUCACGUCCACUAAAACUCUGCUAGGCGAAGCCACAUUUGCCCUCGGCACACUAGUCCAGAUGCCUGGCUGCUUCCUCCGUCUUGCCCUCAUAUCACCGUCCUAUGAAAAUGUGGGUUUUGUGACUGUGACUGCUAGGGAACUCGAACCUGAGCUUAUGCUGACAAGCAAAAAGGAUGCACGGGACCUUUUCUGGCCUACGUCGAAGCACAGCAGCUGCAAUGGUGACUCCUCAUGUUUGCAGGCUGACCGGCGUCGCACUUACUCGUUGCCAGCGUGCAUUCCGCGUCGCGCCUGCACACCUCUGCACGCCCAGCUCCGGAUUAUUUUUGAUGGCCUCGUCUCCAAGACAUAUCGUUUCCACACGGGCCUGGGAGCUGAACUCCGAGUGCAUGAAAUCAUGGCCGAGAGCAAGCUGUCCUUCUCCUUCCCACAGUUGCUAUUAAAUCUGUGGAUAAAUGAAGAAAAGCAGCUGAUGGACACUGUCACUAAUCUAAGAGAGCUGAGUCCGGAGUGGCAAGCCAAGCAGAUUUUAGCUUUAGAGAGGCACCUGAUGCGGAUCAACACGUAUUCGGAGGCCCUGGAAAACCUGGCCAAGCAGCGGGGGGCCCACUUCAAACCGUCCGCAUCCAAAGGGUUGGUUUCGCUCGAGUUUGCCCCUGUCAACAUGCACCUGCAGAGGCUUUGGGUCCACAACACGACUAGCCACAAAAAAUGUGUUUACGAUGUGGUCACAGUGGGGGCAUUCACUGCGUAUGCCCAAAAGUUCCUGCAAGGUGGCCUCCAUAAACUUCUCAAUCAGCUCAAGAAUGCUUACCCCUUGCUACAGCGGGAGGGUCAGCCGUCCAUACUGGGUCCUGAUCGACUAUCAAUAGCGGCUCAAGCUGUGCUCAGCAUUGAACAUAUCAGGGAAGACAUUGAAGCAGACGUCCAGCAACUCAUGCAGCUGGCUGACCUCAAGGAUAUCACAGGCAUGGAGGCUGCAGCCACCAAGAUUAGUGACAAGGCCAAGCAAUUGACAACACUUUGCAACCCAACAUUGGUCGAUGAAGCCCUGACUAUUUGGGAAGGGGCUCGUCUUAUCCAGCCAAGCAAUGACAUUUCUGGUGCCGGUAAGACCUCUCCAAAGCGUACCCAACGGCCUCCACCAAUAGCACGACUCAAGUCAGCAUCCUUGCCACGAGAAUUUCCUGCACCGCCAUGCGCAUCAUCUGGUUCCCCAUCUGACGAGUCCUCCUGUGAUGAAGCACCCAAUGAUACAGUGUCGGUCAAUGGAAAUGUGUGUGGGGCUCAUGUUCGCCCCAUGCAUCAGCUGCACAAAUCAGACUCUAUGUACUCUACUGAGGAGUCUCGUUUUUCUGGUCUUUCGGAGGAGUUUGAGCCUCUUGACCUGACGCACCUAAAUAUCCGUGCCAGCAUCAUGUGCAUGGUGGGGAGGGUGCAGCAUCUGGCGCAUGCAGAUGAUGAUCAGCAUGCAGACGAUGCAGAGCUGCUUGACCCCCUGACCCCGUGCAGCACACCGGGUGACUUGUCACCCUGGCAGGUCGAAUUGGCACCGAGUGUGCGGAAGCUGCGUCAAUCUAUGGCAUGCCUCCAGAAAGUGGCCCGGUUCACUUAUGCAUUGCUCUCACUCAAGGAACCUCCACCAUCGGCAUCUCUGAGCUACUCUGUUCGCCAGAGACGGGACAUCUGCUUCUCUCACGCACUAACAUCUCUCGUGGCUGGCCUUAUGUCUAAACUAUGGUGCCAACAGACAGAUCCUCUGUUUGUGCACUGCCUGACCACGUUUGGGGUGCUGGCCCAGUUCGCCGGCCUCCUCAGUUGUCAUGCAGAUGAGCUAGCCAUGCUUGAAGACAUGGUCGUAGCCAUAGAUGACCUUCGACGUGUCGCUUUUUGGCUUGAACCGGCUACCAAUGUCUGCAGCCCGAAGCCUCGCGUUGAAGGGAGCCGUGUCUUCCUGUCAGUGCUGAUCCCAACACCAGAGACUGUGAUGGCCAGAGUGCCUCACAGGGGCCGCUUUCAGUUCAGCGUCUUCCCGGUAUUUUUCAACGUUGGCAUCAACGAGCAAGCUACACUGGCUGAAAAAGUUGGCGACCAGAGCUUUCAAGAACGCAUCAAUCUGGAUGGAGCAGCAUCGCUUAAAGAGUACCACAAGCAGUUUCAGAAAUUUCCCAUUCCAAAACAUGAUACGCCGAGGGCUCGGAUGGCGGCUGUGGCUUGGGCCAUUACAGAAGAACGCAGAGCCCGCAGUAAGAAUUUGUGGGUGGGACGCAUACAGCCCCGGGAGGUGCCUCUGAUGGAUGUGAUAGAGCAACUGCAAACCCAUGUUCGCGCUCGUAAGAGCAAGGAUGUUGAGAUUCUUCAUCUUGCAAUGGAGGCGUGUCGUCGUAUGCGAGGCCUACGCUUCACGAGCUGCAAAAGUGCCAAGGACCGAACUGGCGUGAGCGUGACGUUGGAACAGGGGCAGAUUCUGCUGCAGGACUUUGGUCUCGAUUCUAAGGAAGUGCCCAGGGCAGUGGCCUGCAUGCGAAGCGAGGGCACGAGACUGCACAACACCUUCAAGAACGUUGGCGUGCGCAAGUAUGCCUUCAACAGCCUGCAGAUGAUGGCGCUGCCCAAGCAAUACCGCCCGCCCCCAGGGACCUUUGGCAAUGUCCAGUCCUAGUGGUCCUUCUCCUCCCUGAGUGCACUGCAUCCUGCCAGCUUCCAGCUCUGGAUUUUGGUGGCAUGCCAGUAACACAUGCGUAGAAACACCCAAGUCCUCUCAUCUCUUCAAUUUUAUCAUCACUGAUUAUGCACCAGUUGUAUGUGAUCCAUUACCGUUUUAGCACUGUUGCACAAAAUCAGCACAAGAUGCACGGUGAAGGGAUGAGAUGCCAUGAAGCAAGCCCGCUCUUUACUGGGUACUGUACCUACUGAAGUGUUCAAUAUGCAGUCCAAGCAGCAUAUUUGCCAUGCGAUUUUCAAGGAAGUUAUGCAGAAUUUAUGAACAACCCUUAUCAAUCCUAUAAUAGUGAUGUGGAAGGGGUAUUGGAAGCAUAAGGAAUUAUUGGGGCUGGAUGUGGAAAUAUUUCAGUAGAGAGCCCGUAGAUUCAAGAGAGGGUGCGUCAACGUCGCAAAUUGUGCUGUUGCCUCAAGCGUUUGGCUUUUGUGGUUCACUAGAAUGAGCGCGUUCAAUUCUGAGAGACCUGUAACAACAGUCAUGGUGCAAUAUUUGCGUUUUGUUACCACUGCACAUUACCUGCAUUGCCUCGAAACCUGUGGCAACUUUUCUAUCUCAUUUUUUUUUUUUUUUUUUGUGGUGGAGUGUUGUUUUUACAAGAGAUGUAUGGGGGAGCAGCAUGAGUUGAAGGGACAGAAGUGCACAUGUUUUGUCAACCUAAACUGAUUGGUGUUUCAAGGUGUCUAAGGGUUGUAUUCUUAAACUAUCACUUUCGGACAGUACGAUCAAUUUCGUGAGACAUCGGAAUCUUCAGUGUACUAUACGGCCAACAGCAUUUCUGGUGCUCUGCCAAGCUCGCUAUUUUUACGCAUUGUGAGAACUUGGCACAGUGCCAGAAAUGGUGUUAAUCGUAUUUGUGGCCGACAUGCCUAGUGCCGAACUACGCGAAAUCUUGUGAAAGUGAUCAUAUCCCUGGAAGUGAUUGCUCGAGAAUGCCACCCCAGAAUAUCACUUUCACUGAAAACACACUUGAAAGCAAGAAGAUUGACGUAAGCGCAGGACAAAAUUGUUGCUGCUGCCGGGAAAAUAUUGUAUAUCAGCUUCUACUACAUAGCAUUUCCCGUUUGUGAUUGCCAAGCUUUUUUCCACCACAGAAAAUUUUUUAAAAGUUCGUUACGAUGCAUUUCAGCGUCACAGAGGGUGCAGUUUGGCCAAUUUCACUGGAUUUUUCUACAGAACAACUCACUGGUGUUGCUAUGCUUCUCGCCACUCUGUUUGGCACUUUUUUGCAAAAGUGUGGUGCCGUCUUUGUGCAGGCGUCAGAUCCAAAACAGGCAACAUUGCCUGGCAGUAUUGAGUUUCAUACUAAAAUUACUAGAGUGAAACCUGGCUCUAGUGUCGACACACACCGUUGAUAUUACAUACAGCUUGGGAAUGAUGGGUAGUAUAUGGGUUUACUUAUGCAAGUUUGAGCAUGCUAGAAUUCCAUUUUAGCCUUUUAGCACACAAAAUACACAGCGACGGUAUAAAAGAUGUAGACAAAGCUCUCUGUCACACCGCUUUGUCUAUGUAUUUUAUACGUCUCAGGUGUGUUGAGACCUAUUUAUGAAGACUUAUUUAAUGAAGGAAGUUUUCAACCUUAACCAUUCCACUUCUCUAAAGCUAUGUUGUGCAACUAGUGUGGAACAUAACGUAAUUGAACCACAGAGAAGAAUAAAAGAAGCUGUAGUUUGCUUUCUUGAUGAACCCAUGCCAGGUUGUAGAAAAAUUCAUGCACUGCCCAUCAUAGCCAUGGCAGUUAAAUGACCGCAGUGCCCCAGAUUUCCCUCUAGUAAUUUUAGUGGGAAAAUGUAUGCCUAGUGGAGCAUGACCUCCGAGAUUGUUGGUGCAGCUAUCUAGGGGGUGGGGGGGGAGACUCCAUUUGUAGCCAGUGAUUUAGGAUUUCAAAAGCAUUUUGUGGGGUCUUCAGUGCAAAUGUUCUCUGCUACUAAGUUUCUCUUGUAAACUAAACAUUGUGAGUUUUGUAGAAGGGUGGUGUGUCAGUCUAGGUUGAUCCAAUUGCCUUUGGUGUCCCUUUAAAAAGGAUGAUUUUAUAUGUCUCGAAAGAGCAGUUUGUUAGAAUACCGCGUGAGUGCGGCGGAGUCUGAAAAUUUGAUUUGUGCAAGCACAGAGGUACUACCAUGAGGAGGACGAUAUAUUGUAUACCUAUCUUGGUGAUGAGGGGAGGUUUAGUAAAGUAGUUAUUUAGGAUAAGUGUUUCUCUCAUGCAGUACCAGACCUGUCUGGAUUUCUUUUUUAAAUGAAAAGGUGUGGUGUGCCUGCAGGAGAUUUCUUACCCUGCACUUUUGCAAUCUCCGAGUAUGGCAUUUGUAAGAUUUUUGGAGGCUAUUACUGCGGAACUUUAGACUUUAGGUCAACUUACAAUUGAAGUUAGAUUUAUGGAAUAAAACAAACCUUUGUAUGUUCGUGAUCUGCUGCAGGUAUAAUGGCACAAUGCUUUCACAAAGUCUGAGCUUAAAUAUUGGCAGUUUUUAUAUUUUUUGUAUGAGUAUGGUGUUUCGAUUAUGAAGAAAAAAAACUUUCUUUUCAGAAACUUGCAUAUGAUACUUAUGGAGUGCCCAUGUGUGCUCAUAUCCUCAUGUAUUAUUAUUAUUUUUUAUUUCUCUUCUAUAAGAACCAAAGCUCAAUCUAAUAUAUGCCCUCCAAUUUGUUAUGCUUGAUACCUGAAAGAUAUAGAAAAUGGUGCCAAUAAUGUUGCACAGGCUUUUAUAGGAAGAUAUUGCAAGUGUAACUGCACAUCACUGUUGCCAUAAUGAUGCGUAGCUGUAAUGACAUCGUAACUCAUGAUGUGUUUGUACAUAUAUAUAGUUGUAUAUCUUCAAUGAGAGCAAACAUCUGCUUAGUUUUCUUAACACACACUACUUCUCUUCAGCAUUCUAAUAUACUAGUCCCUCUCAAUGUGAGCACUGUGAUUGUAAGUGUGUGGUUUCACAUUUUUGUUACACGUAUUAUGAAGUUUAUAUACAAAAAGGGGUGUUUUUCUACAAGUCAAUUUUGCUUUUGUUGCAACUACAGUGGACUCCAUUUAAGAAAACAAUGAAGGACUUUGGAAAACUGUUUUUAGUUUAUCCACUUUUCAGAUUCACACAUUCUCUUAAUAUGUGUAAUUAAACCAAAGUCCUCAAUGUGUCCAGCUUAUCUGUGAGUUAAGGCUGAUGGAGUUUACCUCGAACAGCGUCUGUUGUAUUCUGUUGACAUCACCUCAAACUUAGCGCUAUACGUAUGGGUCAAGUUGCUACCAUUAGCAACUAUACUUUGUCUCAGUAGUUCUUUUCAGCACUGUGCAAGCUUCGGGUAACCUCAGCCAAUAAGGAACAUGAAUGCCUGCUGGAUUGCAUUUAUUCUUUCUUGUUAUCUGCAUGUCUCCUUUGCAGUGUCAUUUUACGAACCCCGCUCCCACACACACACACAGACACAUGAAAUGAUUAUAUUCCUAAUUGUGUUCCAUUUAUAUAAAUGAGAAGGCUGUACCACUGACAGUAGUAAACACAUCGCUUAAACAUGACGUAUUAGUGAUGCAAUUGAUGGGAAGGAUGUGACCAUGUUCCUUGACGAUAUCAGCAUUUCAGCACUCGAGUUUCUGAAAUAAAUAUACUGGUGCUAGGGCUUGCAGUAGUAAUUCUUAGAUUUUUAGGAAACAUAUAGCAAAAUAUAUUAGAAGAGUAUCACAAUAAGUGGUUCAGCUGUGGUACUAUGUUUCGAUGUGGCAGAACACACCCACACUGCCCCAUUACACCUCACAUCUUUGUCUUUGUCAGUGCUGAAGGGGACUGCUGGGACAGAGUAACAUGUGGCUUUUUGUUUAGUGGUUCUGUUCUCUUUUACCCCCAUUUCCUCACUCGCAAAAGGUGCACACUUAUUUGCAAAUGCUCACUGCAGCUGUGUCUCUCGUGCACGGCUUUCACUCUUGCCAUAAUACUAGCCAGUCUCUGUAAGUGUUGUUGGCGAUGCUUGUUCUGUUACAUCUUGUCAUUUUGUUUUUAUACCUGUGACAAUGACUUGCACACUUUGUUGUGCGAGAACACAAAAGCUAUGUGUACGAACACUAUGCUGGAGUAAACAUUUCUUUAUUCA